This is a messenger RNA of Gordionus sp. m RMFG-2023, 2985 nucleotides long. RefSeq lists its product as uncharacterized. The record is from RefSeq and is a predicted model, not a curated record. Bases 198 to 1658 code for a protein of 486 amino acids. The transcript has 3 exons. NCBI's taxonomy places the organism in Eukaryota, Metazoa, Nematomorpha, Gordioida, Chordodea, Parachordodidae.
UUUUAUUAUAUUUGAUUCAAAGAUUUUGAAGAUUUUAAUUAAUUCAAUUCUUUCCUAAUGUUUAUUCCUUCCUAUUUAUUUUUUUUUUAAAACAGGAUCAAAAAAAUAAAAUUAGCUCAAUGAUAAAAUAAGAGAUCUCUAAAAACAUAUAUUAUUCACAAAUCCAAAUACCACUUUCAAAAAAUCUAAAAAUAAUUAUGGACAAGAACGGUUAUUCUCCUUUUACCAUGAACGGUCGGUAUUCGAUACCCCACAUGACCCCAUCCUCUAAACCUCCCUCAAAUUAUUCCUUUGACGACGAUUACGUUAACGCACCCUCGUCCGCUUUCAAUAUUUGCCGGGUAGCGUCUAACGAUCAAUUACACGCAUCUCCCAACAAAUUUAUAAUUGAGGCCAGAAACUCGAAUCUCCUCCGUAGCAAUCAUAAAAUCAAUUCUUGUAAUAACAAUCUCGACCCGUCAUCGAAUCCGGAUGUUUCGAACAAUUCUCCCCAUUCCUCGAACAGCGCACUUUUUAAUAGCAGACUCCUCCGUAAUUUCAGCAAUUUAUACGACGUUGACCCACCAGAAGCGCCCUCAGCGUUAUCGAACGACAAUUUGCAAGCGGAAAACCCUACGAAUAACCCGAAGAACGGCAUAUGCCUUUUACCAGUCCCUGGGACCUUACUUCCAUUGGGCCUAAAUAGCUCCACUAAUUUGGGAGUAGUUAGCAACGUCAGCAAUUCCACCACUAAUCCCAAAUCCUGGGCUUUAAAGCUGUCCCUCAACCUUUGCUUCCAAUCCGAAAAUUUUAGAUCUUUCGCCGCUCUUAUCUCGGAAUACAAGAAAAGCAUAUCUUCCUCAUCAAUCGCGCCAAAUAAUCCCUGCAUAGAUAGCGGUAAAAAUAAAAAAAACGGCAUGAGUCACAGCAGUCCUCUAGACCAGCACAAAUGUGCCGAUGCCCGUUGCUACGCCAAUCACAACUGUUCGGCCAGUUGCGGUUCCUCGAUAUUCCCUCUACAAGAAAAGUGCCACCAGAUGUUGCACGGUGGCGUUCGCAAGGGGGCUCUGAUAUACGGUAACGUGAGUGAUUGUAUGGGCCGAGCGGCUCGCAAGAUAGAAACCAACCAGGGCUUUAUCUCCGCUCGACAAUUUGCGACUAGCCGGCCCCAACUAUCCUUCGUGCUAGCUGUCACCUCUUUUUUCCUCUUAUUGCCGCUUACCACCUUUCUAAGCUUCGUAAUUGGCUCGUUUUGCGUCACUUUUUUUGGGUUCGUUCUAAUUGAAGGCACACUGCUUUCUAUAGCCACCAUGAUAGCCCUUUCCGUCGUUAUGGUACUGGGUGGCAUGGGUCUCUUUUUUUCUCUUUUCCUCCUCUCUGCCUUUGUAAUAACGUCGAAACUGCUCAACUUUUUUCGGCUUAGCGUCAUUCCCCAAUCAAGAUGCCGGGCCCAAUCACUUUACAAGUCCAUUCAUUCUCUCUCUGGGGGCACUUGUCCAUUCGCCAAUCACAAUAUAUUAGGAUUUUCUGGCGACGCCAAUAAUACCGCGGUAAAGGAAAUCAACGAUCCUAGUAAUAAUAACGAAUUGGGCAGCGAAAAAAACAAUGUAUAUCACAUAAACUCGUCCAGUCACCGGCAUAUCAGGCCCGCUGGUGGACCCGCAACUACAAACUUUUAAAAGUGACAAAAAAUAAUAUUCUUUCCUAGGAUUAAAUGGCCGCUUCCGUAAUUUUUAUUUCCAUAUCUCCUAGUGUCAAUUUUGCGAUAAUUUUUUUUUUAAAAAAUGAAUCCACUUUUCCCUUUAUUACCUAAUUUGUCCACGUUUCGCUUUCGCCAAAAUCAUGAUAUGAAAUAUAAAUCUCUUCUUCAAAACCACGACAAAAUAAAAUUAACGAAAAUAAGUGUGAUACAAUUAAUUAUUUUAAAAAUAAAUUACCAUUAUAAAUUUGGUCUUUUUUUUAAAAAAAAUAUAUUAUUUAUAUUUAUAUUUUAUUUUUCCCUAUAGUUCCAUUAGGAUAAUUAGUUUUUUUUCUAUUUAAAAAAAAAUCAUGUUCAAAAAUAAAUUUCUUUUCCAAAUUAUUGAAAAAAUAAAUAUUUAUUUUAUUCACCCCCUCCUUCAACAAUUGGCAUACUUAUUGCCGUGCGACAAGGCUCAUAUAUUAUCAGUAUUUACUGCUAAAAAAAGUCAUAUUAAUAUAAACUUUUAUAUUGGUAUCAUUUCCAAUUAGAGUUACCUAUAUUUUUUUUACACCUUAUUAUUAUAAUGAAAUUAUUCUUUAAUUAUUAUUUUAGUGCAUUACAAGUGAAAUAUUUUAUUUCUUAAAAAAAAGAUUUAUAUUUAUUUUAAAAAAAUGAUUAUAAAUAAUAUAAAAUAUUAUACUAUAAAUAAUAUAUUAGUUAUUUAAAAUUUUUCCCCUUCAUGGAUUAUUUUCAUUUUGAUCGAUUUUACAACAACCACCCACUUUUUACAAUAAAAGAGUAAUUAUUUUACGUAUCCGCAAUAUGUUACACUAUUAUAUUUUAAUUUGUAAAGUAUUAUGACGUUUUUUCCCCUUCUCUCUUUUUUGUAUAUUUAUAAUAUUAAAAUCGAUAUUGAUAUUAUAGAUUCAUUUGGAAUUUAUAUACAAUGAUUUUAAUCCUAAUAAAAUAUGAUUGUUGUAAAACAGGUUUUGCGGAAUAGGAAGGGCUGAGGGGAGAGAAAUGAAUACUAAGUACUUUCCUUGUGGAGUUUAUAAAAAAAAUGAUAUAUAUAUAAUUUUUUAAAAAAAAUAAGCAAUAAAGAUGACUUAGAUUAAAUUUAAAAUUUACCGCUUAUCAGAGUGGAGCUAGCUCUUAUUUAACCUCGAUGAUUCAUUGAGUCUUAUACGUAGGUGUAACCCAUGCAGAUCUGCAAAGGGGGGGGUGAAAAUUUUUUUUGUUCAGGAUUUGGCCGGACCGGACAAAAUACUAUGAUUUUUAUUCGCCAUUUUAAUAGGGAUCCGGCAAUUUAUUAAUAUCGGUUUGUA